AUGGAAACAUGUUUCUAAAUCAUGUAAAUUCACACUUUUUCUUAUAUUACGUUUUCUUACCCGAUAAUAACUUAUGAGAAUAAUCAGACUCAUUAUUAAUAAAGUUGAAAAGAGAUAUGUUAACACAGGAGAGCAAAAGACGGGUAAAAAGACUAGAUAGUUUCAUCAGUCAUGACGCCCCGUCAGUCAUUAGUCUUUUUCUCAAAACGGCCUAGACAUGACUAGUCCAAUAUUAUUGGGAGUCCGUACACCGCGUCCUGACCAGCCCGCAGACGGGUGUCAGUAUUUCAAUACAGUCUAAUCAUAUUUACAAAAACGACUAGUCCUGACUACUAACAGUUGUUGAAAGAGACUAGCCAUGUGGGAUCACUUUUUGAGAGAAUGACUAGUCAAGACACGUCGACAUGACGCCCGUUUGACGCAAAAAUAUUUAGUCUCGUAUCUCAAUCCUAUCGUCUUCGGACUAGUCCUAACAGUCCGUCAUGACACCCGUCCGAUAUAUUUAAAAAUUGAAAAAUAUAUUUGGGCAUAUCGAUCAUAUUGCUAACUGCAUGCUAUACAUUAUACAACUACUAGUCAUUCAUAACGUCUGAAACCGGUUCUUUUGUGAGUCAGAUGUUGGUGUCCAGACUCGUCUAAAUUAUAGAAGCAAAGUGAGGAAGGUUAGAUUCGAACAUACAUACUUUGUGUUACAUACCUAGCUUGGCAAGCAGUUCAACCAUACAAGCUGAUGUUUCAUCGAUGAGACAUCUACCCAUUCCUGACACGUCUUUCACACAUUAAUGAUCAGAGAAGUUUAUUAUAUUAUUUAAUAAAAACUUAUUCAUUCAUAUACUAACAAACUAUUUGAUGAUGCAUCUCAGUAACAAAUCAAAAGUUCCAAUGUUCUAGUUACAUGAACUACUAUCUCAUACGGUUUUAUCAAGAAACAUUAGAUUUGACAAUUUUUUUUAAAGAAACAAUUUAUUUUUAUUAAUAAUAAAAAUGACUUUUAUCUGUCAACUAUUGUCUUUUAAGUUAGGAAAUUCUAACAUAGUAAAACGAUUACCAGUUUCACAUAUACAAGCAUUUUCUCAAGAUUAAUUUUCGAUGCUUCAGAUGAAAAAAUAUUUGUUGUUUUCUAUAGAUUGGAGUUCUGAAGGUCGUUAUAUGCGUUAUAUUAGUGGACUUAUUGAUGGAGUUAUGCAAUGUUUAUCAACUAUUUGGUAA
Molecule: messenger RNA, 1209 nt
Organism: Rotaria sordida
Lineage: Eukaryota; Metazoa; Rotifera; Eurotatoria; Philodinida; Philodinidae
Source: the annotation of a GenBank genome assembly